AUGCCGGAAUUCAUCAGCCUCACAUUCCCAAACGCAUCUACCGAAAUCAACCCCAUUCCCAACGCCUCAAUUGAUCCAGAGUAUCUGACUCGCUACGCUCGCAACCUCGAUGAUUAUGGCUACAACUACACACUAGUCCCCUACGACUCCUCAUCCUAUGAUCCAUUCACCAUCGGAGCCACUAUUCUCUCUGUGACCAAAAAGCUCAAGGUCAUCAUUGCCCUGCGACCCAACACAUUGUACCCCACCGUCGCAGCAAAGGCCCUAGCAACCCUCGACCAACUGAGCUCCGGUCGCGUCGUCGUCCACUUCAUCGCAGGGGGAAGCGACGCAGACCAAGCUAGAGAAGGCGACUUCCUCAGCAAGGAUGAACGGUACGGACGUCUGGAAGAUUACAUCAAGAUUCUCCGCCGUGCAUGGAAAUCCGACGAGCCAUUCGACUGGGACAGUAAAUACUAUCAGUUCAAACAAUUCAGCAACCGCGUUCGCCCGACGAACGGCCCAAUCCCCGUUUCAGUCGGCGGGUCAUCGGACGAGGCCUACCGCGUCGGAGGAUCCCUGGCUGACAUCUUUGGACUGUGGGGUGAACCUUUGAAAGAGACAAAGGACCAAAUUGAUCGUAUCUAUGCCGAGGCAGCAAAGGCCGGUCGUCCGGACUCGGAUAGACCGCGUAUUUGGGUUACUUUCCGUCCUAUUAUUGCUGAGACUGAGGAGCUUGCCUGGGCCAAGGCGCAUAAAACCCUCGACGCAUUGAAUACAAACCGGGCGAAGGGGCAAGGAAAGGCCCCUGUUGAUGCGCCGCCACCGCAGAAUGCUGGUUCGCAGCGGCUUCUUGAUAUUGCUGCUCGUGGUGAGGUGCAGGAUCGGGCGCUUUGGUAUCCCACUGUUACUGCGACGAAUGCACGUGGGGCGUCUACUGCUUUGGUUGGGUCGCAUCAGACUGUCGUUGAGUCGCUUCUUGACUAUAUUGAUCUUGGUGCGGAUCUUAUCUCUAUCCGUGGGUAUGAUAACCUUAACGACGCCAUUGAUUAUGGACGGUUCGUGCUUCCUAAAGUUCGUCAAACAUUGCAGGAACGGGAGAACGGAUCUACAAAUUAA
This is a messenger RNA of Penicillium griseofulvum, 1098 nucleotides long. Its product is annotated as LLM class flavin-dependent oxidoreductase. Gene Ontology annotation, molecular function: oxidoreductase activity, acting on paired donors, with incorporation or reduction of molecular oxygen. Lineage: Eukaryota; Fungi; Ascomycota; Eurotiomycetes; Eurotiales; Aspergillaceae. The coding region runs from base 1 to 1098 and encodes 365 amino acids. The transcript has a single exon. The record is from RefSeq and is a predicted model, not a curated record.